AUGAGCCAGCCAAAGUCCUUGUUGCUGGUUGGUGCUACUGGUUUUAUAACAGAGAGUCAAUCAGAGACCCUGGAGAGGAACGGGAUCCGAAGCAUCGUCUUGGAAGGCGGCUUAGAUGAUUCAUCUGGCCUGACCCAUCUAGCCAGCCAGCAUGACAUCGUCGUCAACGCAGCUACCGGCUUCCACGCCGCUUCCGCAAGGGCCUUCAUCACGGGGCUUGCUGAGCGCAAGAAGAGCGUCUCCAUUGAUGUGUUUUAUAUUCAUUUGUCUGGGACCUCCAAUCUUGCCGUCGGCGACGUGACCGGCCUGGGCGGGGAGCGGCGGACCUUCUCCGACAAGGACGAGGACAUCUACGCGCACGAGGCCGGCGUCGAUGCGUGCCAGCCCUACGCCCAGCGGACUGCAGACCUUGCCGUCAUCGAGACGAGCGAGACCCUCAGCGUCAGGGCGUACAUCAUCAUGCCGCCUACCGUGUGGGGCCAGGGCACCGGCCAUUUCCACCGCGUGUCGCACCAGAUCCCCAUGCUCAUUCGGCAAGCCCUGAAAGCAGGUCGAGUCGAAUACGUCGCCCCGGGCUCGUCUCGGCUCGGCCAUGUGCACGUCGUCGACCUGGCCAGUCUGUUCGAGCUCGUUGUAGCGCGGGCUAUUGCCGAUCCUGCGCUUCCUUCGGGCAGGAAUGGUUACUUCUUUGCCAAUACAGGCAGUCAUUCCUGGCUGGAAGUGUCCGAGGCGAUUGCGAAAGCUGGUCACGAGCUUGGAGUUUUUCGCUCCAUGGAAACGGUCGCCUUGAGCCUGUCUGAAGCCGCUCCAAAAUUUAUGGGUGGUGAUGAAACACGUACUGAACAGACCCUGGCAUCCACGUCAGUAAUUUGGCCUACCAUGCUGUACCGUAUUCAAGGCUAA
This is a messenger RNA of Phaeoacremonium minimum UCRPA7, 903 nucleotides long. RefSeq names its product putative nad dependent epimerase dehydratase family protein. The coding region runs from base 1 to 903 and encodes 300 amino acids. The record is from RefSeq and is a predicted model, not a curated record. Lineage: Eukaryota; Fungi; Ascomycota; Sordariomycetes; Togniniales; Togniniaceae. The transcript is spliced from 3 exons.